CAUAAUCUGCUAGUAUACGUUUAUGACUGCUUUAAUCGGUCAUCAUCUGUCAAUAGAAGCAGUGGUUGCAGGAUAAAAGUCAUAUUCAAGCCGCUUGUCAACUGUUUAUUUUGAUUACGAUGGGGACGGAUUACGCUAUCGAUAGGCUUAUGACCGAAGCAUUGCAUGAUCGUUCGGAGUCACCCAAAUACAGUUCGAGACGUCAAAGAUUCUGCGAUCGGUUUAAGCAUGACUCGCUAAGCAAAGAGAGGUUUCUUGUUGCAGAGAGGAGGAACAAGCAGGAGGACGUGCGGCUGGAGCAGACACUGCGGACGUUCGACAAACAGAGGGUGAGGUUCUGCUACAACAUCGACUUGGAGAAGAAACACGUCCGGUCAGACAUCGAAAACAUCCAACGAAGCACUGGCAACAGCGAAAAGGGCAAACGCCCCAAAGACCGCGGUGAUGCGGCUUACCAGGAAUCCGUGCACUACAAUACAGCCAACCGGUUGUCGGAGAAGCGGCUCAGCAUGUGGCGCGAAUGCGAGAAGCAUCUUGCACUAUUUCUGACACGACACUUCGAAAACGAUUCGACCAGUACUAGGCGCUCGUCUAGACCCGUCUCUGUACCAACAAAGAUUCCUUUGUUCGAGAGAGUCCCCAUUGAACAAUUAAAUCGACGUUCUAGCGGUAAAAUCCGGCCACACACUGCUGCCGCAGCUGAUAGAAAGAAUAGCGAUUCCAAAAAGGUGGAGUGUCCAGCAAGACCAAAAAGUUCUUGUCCAACGAUGGUUGGAACAGAUAGAAGGAAAUCGUCUACAGCCAAAAGUUCUGUAAGCAGAUCUUCUAUGUCUUCCAUAGCCAAAUAUUCUGAAAGCAGCGGAGUACAUUUUGCCAACAGAAAGACUGAUGCGACUAACGACACUCUUUUAGCAAGCAGAUCUGUCACGGAUAGCGACGAGGACCUGAUAAGAUUUUGGCAGGAAAAAAAGAAACAGAGCGCAAGAGAGUCACAACGUAUUGAGUCACUAAAAUUUAACAAUUACGUGGGUGUACAACACACACGUGACAAACGAGACUCGGCUUCAAAUAAAAGUAAAGGCGUUAGCCAUCACGUCGAGUUUGAACAUUCCCAGGCGGGUACUCAUUCAACACCCGAGAGUACUUUAUCUGCGACAACCAUCGUCAGUAACAUAGAGUCGGCGACAGCACCACAACUUAAACUAUUUACUUCGAAAAGGAACAAACCGGUUGAAACAAUCAUCAAACAAUCCUUGAUAUAUUCAAAAACCGCACGCAAACACAUGCUCGAACAAAUGGUCGACCGUACGUGUCCGGAUCAAAGGGAGAUGAUUCGACAAGAACGAUUACGGUUAUCUAAACUUGACCAGCUCAUUCUCACAGAAGCGACUCAUGAAUUUUGUCGAAUGCUAGAUGGAUAUAACAAAUAUGACAGCAGUGAAUCCAGCGUGCAGUGCCAGUAACGUCUUCACUUUAAAUAGUAUAAGCUAUAUCCUAAAGCUAUAUCCUAAAGCUAUAUCCUAACCGGACGAGUGCGACACAACAGAUUACUUUAGUCGAGCGUGCGACACAAUGCCGACAGCAAUUAUUUCUAUUUUUCUCGCGCGACACUAGCGACAAACAUAUAUUAACCAAUCAAACAACUUUUACUUGACGGUUUCAACUGUUUAUAACGAUUUCGAAAUGAAGACUGUCGUUAUGGUCGCGUCUGGUUAGGAUAUUAUACAUAUUAUCGUGUCGCUUGCGUCCGGUUAGGAUGCAGCUUUACAUACCUGCAUAUACGUUCUCGGUCGAUAAAAAUAGAAUAAGCCCUCUCUAGAACAGAAGCUGAGAAUUAAUUUUGCGAGGUCCCUUGAAAUUAAAUAUUUGAAUAUAAUUAACCCGAAAUUUUCAUUCAAAUGUCUGUUUGUUCGAAAAUGUGUCUCAAACGGAUCCCAUAAUCAGAUCAUUACCAGACAUUGGGAGAUGGCAACAGUAGUCGGAUUUGCACUUGCUUCCCCAAAUACUAUACCCCCCCCCCCCCCCGGCCCCGCCCUCCCCUUUUGCGAGACCUGAAGUACUUGGUCCGACUCACGAGAAAAAGACAUUAGACUGGCUGAUUAAAUCGCGCCGUUCUAAUCGGCUUCUGCUGCAAUACAAAGAUUCGACAUAGAGUGAUGAUUGAUUGUACGAUCUAGUCCUGUUCAGUUGUUUAGACUAAAUUCAUCAUCUAAAAUGCACGAAGUUGACUUGUUUCCAUUUUAAAAAAAUUCUGUAAGUUUCAAAUACAGGUUCGUUCUCCUACAAAUAACUACGGCUAUUUGCAUAACAAAAGCAUCACUCUAUAGUGUGCUUCAAACUUAUGUUCUUUUCCACCUUCCUAGCGGAAUAUACUGUAGCAUGAUCUAUAUUUAAGAAACAAUUUCGAAACAUAAACCAACAAUCAAUUCAGGCGCGGACUCAGGUGGGGAGUGCAGGUGACACGCCUCCAUGCACUAUUUUUGUCAAACAAUAUAUACUCUUAAAAAAAAGUAGGGGAAUUUUAAUACGAAUUUACAAUUGCCAAAAUUAUAAGGUAUAUUAGCUGUGGGGAAUGGUUAUGUGAUAAUAGUGAAUUAAU
Messenger RNA from Gigantopelta aegis, 2599 nucleotides. RefSeq lists its product as uncharacterized. NCBI's taxonomy places the organism in Eukaryota, Metazoa, Mollusca, Gastropoda, Neomphalida, Peltospiridae. The coding region runs from base 120 to 1463 and encodes 447 amino acids. The transcript has 2 exons. The record is from RefSeq and is a predicted model, not a curated record.